Megachile rotundata (alfalfa leafcutting bee) is the source of this 4065-nucleotide messenger RNA. RefSeq lists its product as uncharacterized. Lineage: Eukaryota; Metazoa; Arthropoda; Insecta; Hymenoptera; Megachilidae. The record is from RefSeq and is a predicted model, not a curated record.
UAAAGAAUAUCGUUUAAUACGCGCGAAUCGCUAGAACGCGUUUUAGUCGACGAUGAAUCGCCGAUUAAAAAUAAUCAUGACGAAUCGUUGCUCCGAGACCUUUAACGAAGACUAUUAGCAAUCGUGAUCGGUAAAAUUAGUAAUUCGUAUCGAGAAAUAGUCGAGGCACGUAAAAAUUCUUCAGUUAUAAUUCUGUUCGGUUUGUUAUCGUCGUCGAUACAGUCUCUUUACGCAGCCGUCAUCUACAGAAAUACAACGAGCUGCUUGAACGAACAAGAUAUCGUAUUUAUUUGCGCUAUUAUACUCGACUUCUUUUAAUUUUCACGUUUAUCGAGGCGAUAACCGAUGGCUGAAAAAGAUUAGCUUGCUCCUUGACUCGUACGCUAUCGAUGCUGUGCUAUAAUUGCGGAGGAAACGGCCAUUGCGAAUAACGCGAAGGAAUAUAUUCUAAAUUAAGAACUAGCGUGGAAUUAAUUUAGCUCGCAGACGCGGAUAAUCUGCACGACUGAUGAAUAAUGUAUUUACCUUUCCUUAGAUGCAUCGAAAAACUUCUACUAAACGAAGAAUCGAGCAACGAAUUAUUUUCGCUAAAGAAGAAAAAAGUAAUCGCACCUUUUUUUUCUUCAAAGUUUACCAUUAAAUCGAUGCAUAUAUCGUAGCGAUAAAGUAAUCGCGGAUUCGUCCGCGAGCAGAUAAGAUAAAAGAUAAUGUUCGUCUGGCAAGGUUUAUUCACAAUUUACCUAGAUAUUGCAUUUUUUCUUCGACAACUUUCUAUGCACGUUCCAUUAACGCCCACGUAAACGGUAAACCAGUAUCGGCAGCGUACGUAUUCGAUCAUUAGUUCGAUCAGCACGGGUAAACGCGAAAUUAUCGUAUAAUUCGUAACGCGUGGUAAUUCGUUUACGAACUCGACGAUCGACGAAAAGAAAAAGAGAACGAAAAUGAUAUAGCGAUAUGGCAUCGAUGAAUCGGAAAUUUCUUUAGUUCUGCUGGUAAGUUGCUCGAUUACAGCGAACAUAACGUUAGAUUGCACGAUAAGGGUUCGUUUGUUCGUUAAUUUUAAAGGAAUCGCAGAUACUUUUGGGCACGCGACGCCACGAUAGAUGCAUGUACACUUUUUCGAAUCGACCGCCACGAAUCGUCGAAUCGCGUGCGCGGAACACAGGAUAGGCGAGAGGCGCGAAGUUUGCCGCAACGUUCGAAAGUGGCCGAAGUUGGUCGAAAAAGUCCGAUCGCGUAUGCCGUAUGCCGUAUGCAACCGAGCACAGUCGACCGGCAAACUCCGUCGCGUUAAGGCGGUCCGCGUUUCUCGCGAACGAUGUCGCACGCUGUCGCACGCUGUAUUUCGGUGCUAUUCGUGUUUCUCUUUUAAAAUUCGGACAGUGAGCGAAACAGUGAGCGUCGAAGACGCGUAAAUUCGGAAGAAGUCGAAAGCGAUCGAUCGUCGAUCGUCGGUCGUCGAUCAUCGAAUAAGAUUUUUCCAACAUUUUUCGUAGCAACUCGUAAUUAUUCGGACAGCCUUACGUUCGACGAUAAAAACUUUUAUCGCGACGUCACCGAUUAAUCUUGCCGUGUAAAUCGAAUACCCGACGGUAUCGACGGUAUCGACGGUAUCGAGUAUCGCGAAGGGAACAAACGAUGCUGAGAAUCGUGUAAAUGUAUUUUCAGGAGGAUAACGAGACAGCAGGAUGACAAGGAGGGAUCGAUGAACCCUGUUACGACGUCGCGAACACGAUAUCUCGUUGCCCUGGAUCGAGAUCAAAUUGGAAAAGUUACCGAGGACAGUAAAAUAUGUCGCGUUCGAGACGUCCGAGCGUUUCCAUCUACGAUUAUCCGGAACACUUGAAUCCGUUCAACGACGAAGUGACCAACGGACAGCCUCCACUGUAUCGCGAUGGAAAAACGAAAGAUUCGAAGCACAAGUUUUGGACCUUCGGCAGAAGCAGGAAGAAGAGAUCGAACAGCUUCUCUAUCAAAUCCACCUGGAACGGAUUGUUCGGUAAACGAAAAGAAGACAAGUCGGAAGCGCAAGAGAAGAGGUCCACGAUUACCACGGUUUCGUCGACCUACAAACGAGAGCCUUACGCGAAACCGAUGCCGGCAACGCGCGCGACCAAGGAUCAACAGGAGUUCGACGAGGCACUCGGUACCUUGGCGAGACGAAGAAAAUAUACUUUAGAUAAUUCAGCCUCGAGAUACGGUUCGAGUUUGACCGUGAACGGUGAUCCUGCUCGAAUCUACGACGGUAGUCCGCAGGACACUACCGCUUCCAUCAUGGGUGAUCUCACUCCAAAACCACCCGCGAGAAGGUUCGGUCAAGUGAGUCCAAAACCAACCGAUAAAAUACCACCGUUGAACUUCGAGGAUAAGAGUCCGCAGGAGAAUGGGAGUGUGACGCUUCGCGAGAAAACGCAGGAAAGAACGCCUGUACCGCCUUUGCGAAGAUUCGGUAACAGAUCGUCGCAAAGGACGCACGCGAGUGCCGUGGAUUCGGAAGAGGAAGCGAGUCGAUCGGGCGACGUCACGUUAUGUGACGAGAACGAAAAUGUUCCCGAGGAUUACGUGUUCAAGAGAUAUUCCCAGGAUGCGGUUAGAAAGUCGAAUCUUUCGAUAAAUAGUUGCGUAUCCGUUGGAAGCACGAUGAGCGCGUACGGUCGUAAAAAACGUAGAGCACCACAGCCACCGCGUCGCGUAGAAAAACUAGACACCACCGAGCAAGUUUCGCCUAACAUAGAGCUUCGAAUAGUCGAGCCAAGCGAUAUAGCAAGGGUUACCGAAAACAUCGACCAGAUGACGAAGAAAAGCAAAAAUUUUGAUCGAGAACAGGCCAAUAUCGUCGACACCGAUACCGAUCGCGAGAACAAGCCGUCGGAAGAAAUCGCUACGGAAAUUGCUUCGAUUAAAUCUACGGAAGAUAAAGAGAAUAUCGCAAACUCGUACGAAAUGGAAGCAUCUAAGGAGAAGAAUGUAAUAGAAAAGGAACGGGAUCAAUUGGAAAGCUCGACAACGAAAGAAGAAGAAGAAACGUCGAAGAAACCGGACAACGAGGAGGAUGCCGCGAAGGAUGCCGCGAAGGAUGCCGCGGAGAAAAACGAACAUGUUCGGGUCGAGUAUCACAGAACUUCUCACGAGAACAUAGAAAUUAUCAAAGACGUUGAUCGAGAUGGUUCGUUAUCCGAAGAUGCGUUAUCUAGAAGCGAUAGCUUCUCGGUAAAAGAUGAAAUCGAGAAAAUCGAGAAGCAGAUAAAGGCUCUCGAGACGAGAAACGCUUCCAGGGAUUCGUCGGAAGAAAAAGAUGCGAACGACUUGCACGAAAACACCAGGCAAUCUAUUCAGGCGAAUCGUCGAAACUUUUUCCAAAACAUGGUGGAAAAUGAAAAUGAUACGAGCGCGAUUAAAAUAGAAUUUAAGGAAUUCCCGAAAGAACAAAAAGACAUUCGCGUGGUGAGAUUGAACGAGUCGCCUGUUCCCACAACUGCGCACAGAGAACCGGUGAAAGUGAUCGAGCUUCACAUUUCCGAACCUAUCAGGCAAAAGCCCGAAAUCCUCGAAGAUGUGAAUCCGAUACCGAAACCAAGGAGACACAGCUCGUUGAAUCUGAACGAGUCACGAUCGGACGUGACAUCGAUCGAUGCACGAAACAAUUUUCACUCGAUCCGAGGCAAAUCCUUUUAAAACCUACGUCUUACGAGAUUCUGCAAUUGUUUCGGCUUCGAAAUUAAAUCAACUUCGUUAAUUUUAGUCGAAACAUCCUGUAAAGACUGUGCAGACAUAUUGUACAUGUGCCUUUAUUUAACAUAGAAUUUUUAUCGAUUUUUUGAUUAAGCGCUGUCCGUCGACAACGAUUAUUACAUAAGCAUGUAGUUGUAUGUACUUUUCAAGAGAUACCUUCUUCUGUAAAUACCUCGAAAGAUUAACGAUCCUUACUAUGCGUUUACUAGGCGUUUACUAGGCGUGUACGCGCUUCGAGCCUGGUUACAAACAAAUGAAACUCUGACCGUAUCUAUCUCAAACUUAUUUAGUCUUUCGUUAUUUAUUGAUACAGAAUAAAGUCUGAAAACUUUA